UGGCCGAGCUGCCUCCGGGGCAGGCAGAGUCUCCGUGGGCCGCUAACCUGAUCAGCCCGGGAUGCUGCAGCCUCUCCGUGGUGACAUCACGGCCAGAUGUUUGGCAGAGCCACACCCCCAGGGGGGGUUGAAGGAGCUCUAACAGGCUGCCUCACUUCUGCCACGCCAGCAUGCGAGGGAAGAGCUGCCGGGGGUGCAGGAGGCCAGCGAUGGAGACGGUCUGCUUCGAGUGGCCAGCUGUUCUGCGGGGGGUUUGCCUGUCUUGACGUGCCUCGCCGGCAGCCUUUCCUCUUGAGAAAGAGGGCAGGAAAGGGGCGAGCCUUUUGCCCACGGAGUCCUUCUUGUGAAACCUGCUCUCUUCCUCUCCUGCAAGGAAGGUGCCCCUGCCAAGCCUCUGGAUGGUGUGGGUUUUUGUGCACCCCCGAGAGGCGUGGAAAAUGGCCACAGCUGCCUACUUCGCUGCCGAGUGCCUGGUCUCCAUGUCCAACCGGGCCAUCAUCCACUGGUCCUCCUGAAGAACCAGACCUCCACCUGUUGGGAUGGCUUCCCCUCUCGCGGACUUGACUCCCAAGGGAGAAACCCGAAGGGAAGGAGGCUGCCAGAAGACAACGGGGCGGGGGGGGACCUCAGUGUAUGCCGUGGCCAAUCUGGCCGACCUCAACCAGCACCUCCCGAAGUCUUCCUCGCUCCAGCUGGAGAAGGUCCCAGAGGAUGGAGCGGAGGAAGGAAGCCAGCGCUCCUUCUCUUGCAGGCAGCGUCGGCCAAGACCUGGCCUGCCAGCCAGCGACUGUGCGGGAGGAGAGAAAGCAGCCACACCUACCCACUUGGCUGCAGAGAACCAGCCCGGCCCGAAACAAAGGAGCAGGAGGGGACGGUGCCAGCUCGACCCAGAAUUACCCCAGAAAAAACACAAGUGCCACUACGUGGGGUGCGAAAAGGUUUACGGCAAGUCUUCGCACCUGAAGACGGGCAUUUCUUCUUCUCCCUACCUUCAUUCUAAUCAGAAAGAUGGAGGCGAGAGGCCCUUCGAAUGCCGCUGGGAAGAGUGUAACAAGAAGUUUGCCCGUUCCGACGAGCUGGCCCGGCAUUUCCGCACUCACACGGGCGAGAAGAAGUUCUCCUGCCCGCUCUGCGACAAGCGCUUCAUGCGGAGCGACCACCUCACCAAGCACGCCCGCCGUCACGCCAACUUCCAUCCCAACAUGCUGAAGAGACGAAGCGGCUGCAGCUCCAGGACGGGGUCUCUGAGUGACUACAGCCGGUCUGAUGGGUCCAGCCCCAGGGACAGUCCUGGCAGUUCCCCCUAAAAAUCUCCCCGCACCUGCACGCUGCUUGCCACCUUCGCGUCCAAUUCUUUGGAGUUCUCGUCGCCUCGUAACGCUUUGCUCCCCACCCUCUUUAAACAAAGCAAGAGAAAACGUGGCCUUGUUUUGAAGGGAAUAAGAGGGUGGGGUUUUUCUCCUGCAAGAUUGCUGCAGAAAUUUUUUUUGGCACAGUAGGACUCGAGUUUUAUACGUUUUUCUCCAUGGUCCUUCCAGGAAUCUUUUCCUGGACAUUUCUUUUUGCUCUGUGUGCGUGUGUGUGUGUUUUUAAGCCUUAAAAAGAUGCUCUUUUGUAUAGUUUUUUCUUUUUGCUCAGGUGUCAAAUGGAAUUUUUGUAGGGAAACAAAAAAUGCAAAAUGCAAAACCAGGAACUACAGCCAGGUUGAUUCUAACUUUCCUCCAUCAAACUCUCCUUUUACUCAGGGAUAUAUGUCUAUUUAUGUACAAUGAAGACACCUCCAGCCACAGCCUUGUUUGAUAAAACCGUUUGCACUCUCAGAACCUGGCUUCUGGUCCUGUCCUGCAAUACAGCAAGGAAGUCAGGCCCAUCUUUGCACUCAAACGAUUGGAUUUCACAGUUGGGGUGAACGCUUGGAGGGAUUGGGGGCCCUCUCCUCCACAAUUUCAAUCAACCAGUCCUCAUUUUCCCCCCCCCCCUCUUUUUUCGGGUCGUUUCAUGCUGGAACGAUUCUGCCACCACCAACUUCCUGUUGCAAGAAGAAGAACUGUCUGUAUAAAAAGUUUAUACUCGAAAAAGAAUUGCAGGGGGUAGGUGGAAGAUUUUUUUUUUUUUAAAAAAAGAAAAACUUGAAGUAGGUGCCUUAAUUGCUUGUUUUUAUUCUAAAUCUAGGAAAAUAUAUUUACACUGGGGAAUAUUUUAUUGACGCAUCAAAGGGGUGGGAUGGUGCUCUCUGGGGAUGACAGCUUGUGACAACUUCGAGCGAUGAAGUUCUGGGCUGAACCCCUGUAUCUGCUUCUCUGUCGGCCUCGCGCAUGAAGUGGGCAUCGAUUUGAAUAAUGUUCCAUAUCCUUCUCUUUGCAAACAAAAACAAAACUCCUCUGGAAACUGUGUUUCAGAGUCUUCCAGUCUUCGUCAAGGUAUUUGUGCUGAUUUCCGGCCCUUUUUGACUUACAAGCCGAAGAGUCUACGGAAUUCUGCAUUAUGGCAAAAAAAGUCCAUCCAUAAUCAGAUGGAAACAAGCAACGGUGAUCCGGCAAUACAAUCUUUUGGAGGAUGGUGGAAGCAACUAGAAAGUGUUAAAAAGAUGGUGUUUUAGCUCAAGAGCAGUUCACAAUUUUCCUCGCUGUCAGUGUAGCGUAGGGUCUGAAGGAUGUACUUAAAUCUUCUCCCCAACCAGCAAAAACUCUCGGAUCUUCCGACAGAUUUCCCUUUGUCCUAUCUAGCAGUUUGGACCACUUAAUCCCUCCAGAAGUCCCUCCAAGCAGAAGGAUCUCCUGCAUCCAGGUGGAACCGAGGGUCAACGUGAAAGCUAGCCUAAAAGAGCUAGCUUUCUUGAAGGUCUUGGGACUACUUAAAGAGUUUAACUCAACAGAAGAGAUCUGUGGAUAUGUAAAACUCCCCUUUCAUGAGUGGGGAGAUGAUUCCUUUCAAAACUGGGCCCCAUGUUUGCUUGGCAUGGAUGGAUGGAUGGACGGAUGGAUGGAUGGACAGACGGACUGUGUCCAAGGUAGAUAAUGCAGCCCUCCUGAAGUGGAUGUUCUCUAGAUGUAACUUCCAGAAUUCCAGCUCUGGAGGUUGCUUUCUCAACAGAUGUGGAAGGUUUUGAUAAGACUCAUCUCUUGCUUUUGAAGUUAAGGUCGGGGGAAGCCAGCCAGAAGGUUGGGAGAUGUGCCUUUCCUAGAAACCUUGUUGCUCUUGAACUUGGCUUCUUCCAAGAUUAUAUUUCAAUGCGUGGAGUGCUUUCCCUGUGAUCGUGUUCCUUUUUUUUU
Messenger RNA from Thamnophis elegans (Western terrestrial garter snake), 3272 nucleotides. RefSeq names its product Krueppel-like factor 13. Gene Ontology annotation, biological process: regulation of transcription by RNA polymerase II. Lineage: Eukaryota; Metazoa; Chordata; Lepidosauria; Squamata; Natricidae. Gene Ontology annotation, molecular function: DNA-binding transcription factor activity, RNA polymerase II-specific; RNA polymerase II cis-regulatory region sequence-specific DNA binding. The record is from RefSeq and is a predicted model, not a curated record.